Molecule: messenger RNA, 4585 nt
Organism: Nothoprocta perdicaria
Lineage: Eukaryota; Metazoa; Chordata; Aves; Tinamiformes; Tinamidae
Gene: SLC39A9
Product: solute carrier family 39 member 9
Exons: 7
Coding region: 82-1017 (311 amino acids)
Biological process (GO): transmembrane transport; zinc ion transport
Cellular component (GO): membrane
Molecular function (GO): metal ion transmembrane transporter activity
Source: RefSeq, a predicted model, not a curated record
CUCGGUGUCUGCACGGGCUGAGGCGCGCCGCGAAAGCUGCUCUUGGGUUUCGCUCUAAGGGACGGGACAGAAAGCCGCGAAAUGGACGAUUUCCACUCCAUCUGCCUGCUCUCCCUGGCCAUGCUGGUUGCCUGUUAUGUGGCGGGGAUUAUCCCCCUGGCAGUUAACUUUUCAGAGGAGAGAUUAAAGUUGGUGACUGUUUUGGGUGCUGGGCUGCUGUGUGGAACUGCCCUGGCUGUCAUUGUGCCAGAAGGAGUACAUGCACUUUAUGAAGACAUUUUGGAGGGGAAGCAUCGCCCAGCAAGUGAGGUGCAGCAUGUGGUGGAGUCGGAGAAGGUAGCAAAAAUCCCAGUUGUGCAUGAGUAUGGCCAUGACCAUGAAUAUGGCCAUGACCAUUCCAGGUUGCACGCCUACAUUGGCGUUUCCCUUGUCCUUGGCUUUGUCUUCAUGCUCCUAGUGGACCAGAUAGGCAGCUCUCAUGUGCACUCUGCAGAUGAUCCAGAAGCUGCAAGAUCAGGCAAUUCCAAAAUCACCACAACAUUGGGAUUAGUGGUCCAUGCUGCAGCUGAUGGUGUUGCAUUGGGUGCAGCAGCCUCCACAUCCCAGACUAGUGUCCAGUUAAUAGUGUUUGUUGCGAUUAUGUUGCACAAGGCACCAGCUGCCUUUGGCCUCGUUUCCUUCCUGAUGCAUGCUGGGCUGGAACGGAAUAGAAUCAGAAAACACUUGCUGGUCUUUGCAUUGGCAGCACCUGUUAUGUCCAUGGUGACAUACUUAGGGCUAAGCAAGAGCAGCAAAGAAGCCCUUUCAGAAGUCAAUGCCACCGGAGUUGCAAUGCUUUUUUCUGCUGGGACUUUUCUUUACGUUGCAACAGUUCAUGUCCUCCCAGAAGUGGGAGGCAUUGCUCACAGCCACAAACCUGAAUCAACUGGAGGAAAAGGACUCAGCCGUCUGGAGGUGGCAGCCCUAGUCCUAGGAUGCCUUAUUCCUCUGGUUUUGUCCAUUGGACACCAUCACUAAACACUUGGAAUUCACCAUUCUCCUUGAUCUCCUUGAUUCGACCUGAGCAGUAAAUGUCGGCUGCUCCCUUUAUCGUUGUCUGUCUUACCAUCAUGCAUCCCAUCUACUUUCAUGGAGUUCAGAGGGAAGCUUGAUUGCAAAAUGAGGAAUACUGGGAAAGUUUUUAGUGUAGCAAAAUGUGCUUUGGCAGCCGGACAUUAAUUCUAUGUAAUUUUCUUUUUUUUGAAGACAUUUCUAUUUUAAUUGUUACUUCUGGCCCUAAUCUCAGGGAGGAUGGAAUUUGGAGUUGAAGGUGAGUGGGGAAGAAUUUAGUGGCUCAUCAUGAACUUGCAGUCACCCAAGUAUCUUGCAAUUGAGUUUUCACAGAUGAUAAAGGAACAAAAAAGGGCAAAGGAUGGCUGCCUUUUAGAAGGUUGAAGUCUUCUUACUGGUGAAGUAGGGGUUUCUCCCCCCUUGGUUUUAUAUUGUCCUGGCAGUGUGAUUGUUUUUUGUAAUGUUUGUCACAAGCAGUGUUGUAGAGGUGACUUGCACUUCGGACAACACUGCUGUUGUGAUAGAAGUAUCACUGGUAGGAAAUAAGUUCUGGACAACAUGUACAGUUAAUAUAGGAGAUGAGAAUUCAGCUUGGUCAAGCGCAGAUGAGUUCUGCAGAGCAUUCCAUUAUUUAAGACAAGGGGUGGAAGUGAGAAGAAUAUUAUUUGGAUUGUUUAUGCAGUUGUUGGUAACCUUAAAAAAGGCAGAACAUCUUGGAAGAUGAUCUUUCAGCAAGUCAAUAAAGUGUAGGCACUAAAAAAGUUAGCAGAAAUUAAAUAUUUGGUACCGUGAUUACACUACUUCUGUGCUUGAGAAAGAAAUCCACAAUGUCUUUUGAAAUCAAGCAGUUCUGUGCUCUGAGGAAUAGAAAUCUGAUGGAAACAGCUGUUGAGGGACCAGAGAACUUUACUAGCUCUUCUUUAAAACUUUGAACCACAGAAAUCAGCAGGGUAUGUGUUUUAUUCUUUUUUUUUCCUCAUUAAAUAAAAAGUAUUAAGGCUAACACAACGAGAUCUUUGGUUAAAUAUUUAUACUGCAGAUAGCAUAUGAAGUGCAUCUAAAGCAGUUCUAAACGAAGCAAGCUGUUGGGUUUUCAGGGGACACGUUAGGCAUUUUAAUUUGCCUUUGGGAAUCCUACAUUCACCUCUGGUAAUCACGAGUUUUGAUCAAUCUACUUGAGGAUUUAUGGCCAACUGCUGAUGCCUGUCAGUGUAGAUGGGUGAUAAAACAUCCUUUCCAAGGCAUAGCCUUCCCUUGUCGGGCAUCUUUUUCUCUCCUGCAAAAUACAUUAUGCUCUAAAAACUGUGAUGUAUUAAAAACCCCGUGAUGCUUGACAUGCAAAGACUCAAGACAUAAUUUUUUUUUUUAGGGGGGGCAAAAGGUAAACCUUUUAAUUCUGUGCCCAUGCUAAGCUAUAUUCUGUCUGCACUUUUUGAAGUAAUAUUGCCAAAUACUUUUCUGUUCUUAGUUUUUUGUUUAUUUGAAAUGGAGCUUCCAAGCUUGAAUAGUUGUUUUCCUGAAGUGCUUAUUGUUGCCAUUUGAAUGUAGGUUCUUUUUUCUCUCUUUUUUCCCCCCCUCUAACACCAUUUACUGCUUAUACUACAGAGGCCAUGGUGCCUCUUAACUUUACAUUUCUGUAACUGUUCCGUUUGUCCAUUAGUUCAACAAGAGUUAUUGGCUUGACUUCUGGGCUCGCGGGCGCUCUGUUUGCUUCACAACAGCACAGAUGUACUCCAGGGUUGAAUUUAGUAAUAAUUCCUGGGAUUGCUUGCUAGGACACAAGAGAAUAUUUUCAAGUAGAAUUCGUGCACGAGAUCGAAACGAUCUUCUUUGACGGUAGCCUUCCACAAAAAAAUUUGUCCCAGAAAGCCAUUGUGUAAAUACUGACAGAGAGGAGAUCCUCUCGGGCCCCUUGCAGUUGCUUUUUUCACCCUACAAGUGCAGCUCCCAAGUCGCCUGUUCGUGGGUGAGUGCUGCAGGUUACAGAGCUCCCAGCGCUCGCCCUGUUUGCCCUAAUUAGUCCUUCAUGAUCUCACUGUCCUGCUCACAGGAAUUGCCAGCUCUGCUGGAGAGGCAGCUCUGUUCCACAGCAGAUGCUAAUGUCCCAUGGAAGAAUGAUUAUUUUUAUUAUUAUUAUUAUUUUUAAGUGUGUUGUCUGCUGAAGUGUACAAGUCGAGCCAUUUUUCUUUUCCUCCCACUGCACCUGAGACGGUUUCCAUUGCAGAGUGAUUGUUUUUUCCCUUGCAAACCAAGCCAAAGAUGGGUGAUGCUGACUUGCAGCAGCUUGCAGAGCACCUGCUUUAACUUUUGUUUUUCUGCAGGAGCCUUGGGUUUCUCUCAUAACUGCUAGUUCAGUAGCCUUUAGGUAGAGCACACAUGAUCUGGAGGCUCAGCUUGGUGAUGAAAGUGUCCCCCAGUUAAGCUAGCAUCAAGACUUCGUGCUUAUUUGAUGUUUAACAGUUACCGUGGUUAGGGAGCCAUGCAGGUAAGGUCUCCUGCAGUGGGUUUGUACCUCUGUACCUGUACGGUACCUUUUUCUAUGGACAUGUGUGUUGAAUCUGAUGGAAGAUGCUACAGUCAGCCUGUCUGCAGCUGCCUGAACCGCCGGCAUGUUCAUCAUAACAGGUUCCUUUGCUGAGAGGUCUUGCCUCUUGUUCUUCCCACCCCUCAGAUCAUGUUUGCAGCUUUUGGGACAGCCACCAGAAAUGCUAGUCCUCAAUUUAAUGAUUGAGAGGCCAAGUUGUAACAGCAGGCAAUGGUUUUUAAAUGAAAACAUGGAUAGCCCAAAGUUGGCACUGUAAGUCCAGUGACAUGUAGUUUCUGUUUUGUUACACGGCUUCUGUGGACCUCUUUCUCUGUCCAUGUAGAGCUAGCAGCAAUAUUUUCUAGAAUUUAGCUAAGGAAGCUUUUGGUUUUCUGAUAAGAGUAUGAAAUUUCCAGUGACCAAACUCUUCCAAAUUGUUGUUCUGCAUGGAGGAGUAUUUUCCUCUGGCAUGGAGUUUUAAGGAGUUAAAAUAUUUUAUUAUAUUCCUUUUUUAUCUCCUCCCCAUCUGUCACAGUAAAUCCAAGCUCUGCAUUUAGCCGGGGCCAUCUGGUGUCACUUUCUACUCCUCAGGGGACCUCGGUGUGAACAAAUUCUUCUUACUGUCCCCGUUUGGAGCAGCCACCUCUGCCUGUGCGCUCUGCCGCGAGCUAGUGGCAGUAGGUCGGGCAGGUAGCACACUAAGUGCCAGGCGUUUUUCUCCCUCUCUCCUGUAAAUCCCCCCAGUAGGAAAUCUGUAAUUGCCUCAGCUGGUUUCUCAGUUCCUGAUUUCUUAUGGGCAGUAGGAAUUGGGCUCAGGCUGUUUCCCUCAAUUCCGGGGUGUUCUGCUACUUUACUUACUAUUCUAACUUCCUUAUUCUUUGUAUAAAAAAGGGAAAUACUUUGUUUUCAGCACCUGCUGAGAGAUGCAGAAGCUGCUCUGAUGUGACUCGGACGAGGAGGGCAGAGCCAUCACGCCGGGACGGGUGUUGGUGAUAACUGUUCCGUGCAGUG